Molecule: messenger RNA, 2399 nt
Organism: Oryza sativa Japonica Group (Japanese rice)
Lineage: Eukaryota; Viridiplantae; Streptophyta; Magnoliopsida; Poales; Poaceae
Source: RefSeq, a predicted model, not a curated record
UGAAGUGUACCAACAAGCUUUGCUCCAAGCAAAAAAGGAACCAACAGAAGCAAAGGUGGCAUUCGUUCGUCGCACGAGAGCACCACAGCCUCACGACACGAGCUCAUCCCCCGCCAUCUCCGCUCCGCUCCUCUCCUCUCCUCUCCGUGCUACGCCACCAAACCCACUCCCCCCGAGAUAGAGAGAGAGAGAGAGAGAGAUCCACAGCCUCACAGCAUCAAAUCACCUCCCCUUUCUCCCAGAUCCAAGCCGCCGCCACCACCCCCUCGCCGUCGCCGUCGCCCCCUCCGGCCGAUCUGAUGCCCGCGCACGCGGCGGUGGUGGUCAGCGCCGAUGCGGUGGAAGCUUAAGUCGUCGGCGUACAAGCGCGUGCCGUCCAGGGACGCCGCCAUGGAUCUCGACGUCGAGACGCCAGCGAAAAUGGCGGACGGCGGGGCCCCGUCGUGGCGCAUGUCGCUGCCGCACGUGUGCGUCGCCACGCUCACCUCCUUCCUCUUCGGCUACCACUCCGGGGUCGUGAACGAGCCGCUCGAGAGCAUCUCCACCGACCUCGGCUUCGCCGGGAACACCCUCGCCGAAGGCCUUGUGGUGAGCAUCUGCCUGGGUGGUGCGUUUGUUGGGUGCCUGUUCAGUGGAUCCAUCGCUGACGGAAUCGGCAGGCGUCGCGCGUUUCAGCUCAGUGCGCUGCCCAUGAUCAUCGGCGCUGCCGUAAGCGCUCUCACCAAUAGUCUGGAGGGUAUGCUUCUUGGAAGAUUUUUGGUUGGAACAGGGAUGGGAUUAGGUCCACCAGUAGCUUCACUGUACAUAACAGAGGUUUCUCCUCCUUCAGUGAGGGGCACAUAUGGGAGCUUUGUUCAGAUUGCAACCUGCCUUGGAAUCGUAGUAUCUCUCCUAAUUGGUACACCUGUGAAGGAUAUUGAUAGAUGGUGGAGGGUGUGUUUCUGGGUUGCAGCUGUUCCAGCAACUUUACAAGCUCUUGGAAUGGAGUUCUGUGCUGAGAGCCCCCAGUGGCUGUAUAAGUGUGGAAGAACGACUGAAGCAGAGAUACAAUUUGAAAAACUUCUAGGUCCUCUUCAUGUUAAGUCUGCUAUGGCAGAACUCUCCCGAUCUGAAAGAGGCGAUGAUGGAGAAAAUGUGAAGUAUUCGGAAUUGUUUUAUGGUCGCAACUUUAAUGUUGUUUUUAUUGGCACAACGCUCUUUGCUUUACAACAGUUAUCCGGCAUAAAUUCUGUGUUCUAUUUCUCAUCAACUGUGUUCAGAAGUGUGGGUGUGCCCCCUAACCUUGCGAACAUAUGCAUGGGGAUAGCAAAUUUAUCAGGCUCAAUUGUAGCUAUGCUUCUAAUGGACAAACUAGGAAGGAAAGUACUUCUUUCAGGGAGCUUCCUUGGCAUGGCCUUUGCAAUGGGACUUCAGGCUGUUGGAGCAAAUCGUCACCACCUUGGUUCUGCAAGCGUAUAUCUUUCAGUUGGUGGCAUGCUAUUGUUUGUCUUGACAUUUUCGUUAGGAGCAGGUCCAGUGCCAGGACUUCUUUUGCCUGAGAUUUUCCCAAACAAAAUACGGGCCAAGGCUAUGGCUCUGUGCAUGUCCGUGCAUUGGGUGGUAAAUUUUUUUGUCAGUUUGUUGUUCUUGCGGCUUCUGGAGCAACUUGGUCCACAAGUUCUGUACACAAUGUUUUCCUCAGCUUGUGUGGUAGCAGCAAUAUUUGUGCGGCGCCAUGUGGUUGAAACAAAGGGAAAGACUUUGCAAGAGAUAGAAGUUUCGCUUCUACAAACACAAUAAAGGUGGUUUGCGAGUUGCGAUGCACAUUUGAAACUCACAAGAUGAACUGCCUGGAUUUUUAGUUGAUAUUUCAUAUGGCCAUGUUGAUAGCAAGCUUGGUUUUGGAACUUGAUGAUUUACCAUGUGGUAUUCAGGAUUAACAAGCAGCAAUACUCUUUCAUUGCAGAUUUCAUCAGCGAGUUUGAGGCAACAACAACCUACAUGAUUAGCAUCUGACACUAUACUUGUUGCUGAAUACCUGCUGGGAAAGUCUACCGUGAAAGUUGAUCACUGAACCAAGCCAACAUACCACGGACAGGCAGCGCCCUACACUGGACCAGGGAAGUACCCAGACAUGCACCUGUGACCAGUAAGGGCGACCUAGCUCGUGCAUAAACCAUCCAUGUAGUGAGGUUGCAUCUGUAUAGUUGGUCUUCUGCUAGAUGUAUCUGGUAAUCUGUGUUGUCUUCAUCAUUUGUCAUUUGUACACUGUCAGUAUGGAGAAAAAAAGACGGGAAGUGUGGUUACUGAUGGCCAUAGUUUGAACCGUGGAUACGUUUUUUUUACUGUUUAAAGAGGAAUAACAGCACUGGCUCUGCCAGCUACAUGAAAAUAAAGUGCGUUCUGCCUGAGCUAAUUUA